AUGACCUUCAAUCAAAGAAAAUUCCGUGAACAAGUGCAAAGAUUAGUUAAACUAAUUGAUAAGCAUGAUCAACCUGCAAUAAUAUGUAAGAAUUUUUGUAAAAUAGUUGAUUCAGUUAGAUCGUCGAAUGGAGUCUUUAAAAUCAAUCAAGAUCAUUGGAGAAAAAUAGAUGAUUAUAUCAAAGGAAAAUUAAAUGAAUCUGUUUUGAACGAACAAGAAAAAAAUCAUCCACAUCAUAAAACAAUUACCGAUCAUCUUGUAAUUUGGAAUAAUUUGGACGAUAAAAUUGAAAAAUACAAAUUUAAAUUGUCAAACGAACAUCAAUUAGUGAUUGAUUUGAAAAAAUUAAAAAAGAAGAAAUGCUCUUUCGUUCGUUGUGAAAAGCAUGAUAAAAAUUUUGAAAAACCUUUUGCUCUAUAUAAACAUAUCCGUAUCCAUCAUCGAGAGGCCUAUGUAGAAUCGACAAUAAAUUGUUCCGUUUCGAGUGUCGAAAUUAGCCGGGAACACAGCUACUGCAGAGAAAAUUCAAAUGAUAAUGAAACAAAUGCUGAAGAAAAGGUUACUACAACUAUUUCCAUCAGUCAUGAUGAUGAUGAUGAUGUUGAUAUGAAUUUCUUACCAAAUUCUGAUAUUUCGGUUGAAAAAUAUUACGAUUUUAAAGAUGAACAUGAUUAUUAUGUUGUCUAUGAUGAAAUAGAAGAACUGCAAGAAGAAUUAGAGGAAAUAAAAGAAGAUUCGAUCGAGAGUUUAUUUUUCGACCAGGUCACAACAAAUUUAUCUCAAAAAAGUCGAUCCAGAUUUUUGGAUGUUGUCGUCAAAUUGAAUCAAAUAAGAAUCGAACAUAAUAUAAGCGUAAAAGCUAUCAAAUCUAUUAGCGAUCUGUAUAUGGACCUGAUAACAAAUCCACCAAAAGAAUCAUUUUUUAAUGAAGGAAUUUCAAAAAUCACAAAAUCGAAAUAUUUAUUGGAUAAGUCAAUCAAAAGAAUGCCUAAUUACAUCAGUCCAAUAAGAUACAAAAACUUAAAAUACGACAUUAAUUUUGUAUACAUGCCAAUCAAAAAAAUCAUUCCUCAACUAAUGAGCGAAGCUGUAACAGCAUCUAUUCUAAAAGAGAAUGAUAGUAACGUAUCUGCUUAUGUGAAAGAAAAUAAAUUGGCUAGAACAAUACGUUUAAUUUUAUAUGCCGAUGACUUUGGGAUGGUGAACCCAAUUGGGUACGCCAAAGGUAGACACAAAAUUUUGGCAUUUUAUAUGGACAUCGAUUGUCCGAUCGAAUUAAGACAAAAGUCAAGGUCUAUUCCUUUUGUUAUUUUGGCUGAAAGAAAUAAAAAUCUAAAAUCUGAAAAUUUAGUAUUGGUAUUAAAACCAUUUAUUGAUGAACUAUUGAUUUUGCAGGUUUGUUAUCUCAUAUCUGAAAAGUUUUAUCUUGAAAAAUUUGAUAUCGAAUUACCAGUUAAGCUUGCAUUUAUCAUUGGAGAUAAUCUUUCUGUAGCCGAACUGCUUGGAUUUAGGCAGACAUUCGGUCCCGGCUUCAUUUGCAGGUAUUGCAAACAUACCUACAAACAAAUAAAAAAUCAAGAGAUUCGAUGUUCAAAUCCACUUAAUAUCACACUAUCGGAUGAAGUACUUCGGACUGAAAUAGAUCAUGUUAAAUCAAUCAAAAAUCAUAAAAGUACAUAUGGAAUAAAAUAUCCAUCACCAUUUUUAGAUAUGGAUUUAAACAUAUUUAAAAUAUCACCACCUGAUGUAUUUCACGAUUUUACUGAAGGGGUUCUAGCUACAUUAGUGUCAUUCAUUUUGAAAAAAACAAAGAUCAAUUGGGACGAGCUGGACAGGCGAAUGUCCAGAAUCAAAUGGAUCAACGACAAAAUAUCGAUAGAACCGCAGUUCCAAAUAAGUGGAAAAGCAUUGAACAUGAAUGUGUUAAAUGUUUCCGAAUGAAUGCUUAUGUUCAUUUAGCAGUUUGCGAAAUUUUUCAAACAAAACCGAAAAUCGUUACCGA
Molecule: messenger RNA, 2002 nt
Organism: Dermatophagoides pteronyssinus (European house dust mite)
Lineage: Eukaryota; Metazoa; Arthropoda; Arachnida; Sarcoptiformes; Pyroglyphidae
Source: RefSeq, a predicted model, not a curated record